AGCAGGCCAUAUAUAACCAAGGGAUGGUCACAAGCCAUAAAUCAGUUGAAAUGAUUCUUCAGCUGUUUGUAUGUCUGAUCGCCCAGCUAAGUCUGAGUUUUGGCCAGGAAAUGGGCUAUCUCCGCAUAAUGAAUGGCACCACGGCUAGGGAUAAGCAGUUCCCUUACCAAGUGGGUCUGCUUUGCUACUUUGAUGACUCAAAGGAUGAACCGAAUCUGUGUGGCGGGACAGUUAUCAGUAAACGUUGGAUUUUAACAGCAGCCCAUUGCUUACAGGAACCGAGCUCUGAACUACGCAAAGUGAUUAUCUACGUGGGAAGUCUGGAAGUGGACGAGAGUAAGCCAUUUGUGGUCAAAAAGAGCGCAACCAUUGUCCAUAAGGGGUUUAACCGAAAAAUUGUAGCCAAUGAUAUUGGCUUGAUAAAGCUGCCAAAGGAUCUAACGUUCAAUGACCGCAUACAGCCGGCUAAUUUCCCCGACCUAAGGAACACCUAUGAGGGAAAGAUGGCCAUUAUUUCCGGCUGGGGUCUGACCAGCAAGCAGCAAGCUAGCAGUGUCCUCCAGUACAUCAGAGCUCCAAUCAUCACCAACGAGGAAUGCGAGAAACAAUGGAACAAGCAGCUCAAAGGGAAAAGAAGGAAGCUCGUACUGGACUCCUUUAUAUGCAUUGAUUCCAGGGCAGGACUCCCGUGUCGCGGCGACUCUGGCGGUCCCCUGGUUCUCGAUGAUGGCUCUAGAACGCUGGUGGGCAUCGUCUCGCACGGUUACGAUGCCAAGUGCCAGGUGAAACUGCCAGAUGUCUUGACGCGUGUGUCUUCGUUUCUAGAUUGGAUUGAAGAGCAGACUGGUGGUGGUUUGGAAUGAAUGGGCUCCUGUGGAAUGGCAUCGAGUGUCAAUAAAAUACGAAUCUCUUUUCAAACG
Messenger RNA from Drosophila miranda, 920 nucleotides. Its product is annotated as brachyurin. The transcript has 2 exons. The record is from RefSeq and is a predicted model, not a curated record. Gene Ontology annotation, biological process: proteolysis. Gene Ontology annotation, molecular function: serine-type endopeptidase activity. Bases 24 to 863 code for a protein of 279 amino acids. Lineage: Eukaryota; Metazoa; Arthropoda; Insecta; Diptera; Drosophilidae.